AUGGUGAAGCUCUUCUGUGCGAUCGUUGGUGCGGCGGGCAGUGCCUUUCCUGUGGACAUUGACGCGGGUCAGUCGGCGGGAGACUUGAAGGACGCGAUCAAGGCGAAGAACCCGGCGACUAUCACGUGCGACGCCAAGGACCUGCAGCUUUCCCUGGCGAAGACGGCGGACGGCGCGUGGCUGCCAGACGACGACCAAGCUGCGCUGGAUCUGGAGGACGGAAAGGUUCAUGAGGACAUUCAAGCGUUGAUCGAUGGCGAGAAGAUGAAGGCUACGUGGACAAUUGAGGACGUGUUGACAGCUAACAAUAUGACCAAACGGAAAGGGCGCGCUCCAAAGUCGAGACAAAUCCACGUGCUGGUGGUAGUUCCGGAGGGUGCAUUUGGUUCAGCGAGCGAGACUUCCAAGAUGGAUCAACUCGUCGAAAAGGUUGACAAGAUGUACGAGCAGACUGUGCUGGGGAAACGCAAAUAUGUCCACUCGGAGGUAACCUCGACCCAGGGCAGGCAGCUUCUGAACGACUUGGAUAUUCGGGUGGAAUUUGUGCGCACAGUUCCAUUCGAUGCUGGAGAGGGUUCUUCAGUUGACCCAUACGAGUGGAAACGAGUGAUUAUUGAGAACGGCGAAGAGGUCGUACUCACUGAGGAGCAGCAGCGCAAACGAUAUCGCCGAUACGUGGAACACAACAUUGGCGCUGUGCUCAAGGAGAAGCAACUUUGCGUGAUUGGCGUGGAAAGAGGCACAAACAUCCUCACAGUUAAAGUUCCUGGUCGCGAAAUUGAGCUCGCUGGACGUACAGAUCUCCUCAUACUGAGUGAUCUUGUUGCGAUGAGGCCGACCGAGGUGCAGUACCUGCCUGGUGUGAAGAUGCUGAUCGAAGUGAAGAGAGACGUUAAGGCAAGCAACGACUUCCAGGCAUUGUCGGAGCUGAUCGCUUUGGAUCUGCUCGUUGACGACCCAGUAAUGGCGCUCCUUACUGAUUUGAAAGGAGAGUGGAUAUUCUUCUGGGUGGCCGAGAAGAUAAACAGUUCUGCCCGUAUCCACAAAGCGGCGAUCAACAAGCCAGGUGAAGCCUUCGAGGUAAUUAGAGCGCUACUGGUGCAGCCACCGACUGCACCCGCUGAUACUGAUACCACCGAGAUCAAGCUCCCGUGUUUCCAAAGUCCCGUGAAGAGAUUGAAGCUGAGAAAGGCGUUACCACCUAUCGGAGAGGGUGGUGACAAUGGCGGGAUUCGUGAGAGCAUCGAACGAUACUAUGACAUCGCCAGCAUGUUAGGUCCCGACAUUGAGAUGGCGCGUGCUGUGGCUCGGCAGGUCACUCGAUCUAUUCCCACGUUUAGUUAUUUCAGCUGA
Molecule: messenger RNA, 1353 nt
Organism: Phytophthora sojae
Lineage: Eukaryota; Oomycota; Peronosporomycetes; Peronosporales; Peronosporaceae
Product: crn1-like protein
Exons: 1
Coding region: 1-1353 (450 amino acids)
Source: RefSeq, a predicted model, not a curated record